AUGAGUCCAAUCUCUCUUAGACUAGCAAGUCUUCCGAAUUCAGUUAGUAGAAUUCCCAACUCUCUCGAUCGAUCGCAUUGGCUGUCUUUCUCUUGUGAGUUCGGCUUGUCUUUCUCUCCCUGUCUUGCCGAUUCACGAGAGGAUGACCUGCAUGCAGGUGUAUCAUCGGGUCCAAGUGGUUGGAAGCUCUGUCUAGGCGGACGUUUUGUUGGAAGUACUCGCUCCGAAAUCCUUGAACAAGGUGAUCUGCCUGGCUUGCUUGUGAAGCUGGGAGUUAGACAAGGCCAGGCAAGCAUCCGACCGGCUCGUGCAAUCUUGCAUGUGUUCCGCAUCCGACUUUUGUUACAUUUCCGAGUUUUGGAUGCUAUCUACGGUGAAACAAUAGAGAAGGAUUUGGUUAUCCUUCUCUAUUGGAGAAGUAAGAGAGAUCAUGCUUUCAGUACAUCUCUCUUCUCUCAUUGCAUGAUGGAGAGUGUCCUUUCUUCUCUCAUUGAUGCUAUUGACAGAUCGAUCUCAAUUCCUUUUUUUGGUCUUGAUCGGAGAACGGAUUAG
Molecule: messenger RNA, 552 nt
Organism: Sphenostylis stenocarpa
Lineage: Eukaryota; Viridiplantae; Streptophyta; Magnoliopsida; Fabales; Fabaceae
Source: the annotation of a GenBank genome assembly